Heterocephalus glaber (naked mole-rat) is the source of this 2369-nucleotide messenger RNA. It is a transcript of the gene Rfc3, whose product is annotated as replication factor C subunit 3. Gene Ontology annotation, molecular function: DNA clamp loader activity; ATP hydrolysis activity; DNA binding. The record is from RefSeq and is a predicted model, not a curated record. Gene Ontology annotation, cellular component: nucleus; DNA replication factor C complex. Gene Ontology annotation, biological process: DNA repair; DNA-templated DNA replication. NCBI's taxonomy places the organism in Eukaryota, Metazoa, Chordata, Mammalia, Rodentia, Bathyergidae.
UUGCUUUCCGCAGCCGCGGCCGGUAGUGACGUCUCGAGUUCUGUAGUUAGCGGGAAAACUUGUCUCAGCGUUCCGGCGGAGAGCGCGCGCACGGGACUUUCAAGCGUUGGACCCCGCGAACCUGAGCUGUCAUGAGUCUCUGGGUGGACAAGUACCGGCCCUGUUCCUUAGGACGACUGGACUAUCACAAGGAGCAGGCAGCGCAGCUCCGCAACCUGGUGCAGUGUGGUGACUUUCCUCACCUGUUAGUAUAUGGACCAUCAGGUGCUGGAAAAAAAACAAGAAUUAUGUGUAUUCUCCGUGAACUUUAUGGUGUUGGAGUUGAAAAAUUGAGAAUUGAACAUCAAACUAUCACAACUCCAUCAAAAAAAAAAAUUGAAAUCAGCACUAUUGCAAGCAAUUACCACCUUGAAGUUAAUCCCAGUGAUGCUGGCAAUAGUGAUCGAGUAGUAAUUCAGGAGAUGUUGAAAACAGUGGCACAGUCACAGCAACUUGAAACAAACUCUCAAAGAGAUUUUAAAGUGGUAUUAUUGACAGAAGUUGACAAACUCACUAAAGAUGCUCAACAUGCCUUGCGCAGAACCAUGGAAAAGUAUAUGUCAACCUGCAGAUUGAUCUUAUGCUGCAAUUCUACAUCUAAAGUGAUAUCCCCUAUUCGUAGUAGGUGCCUGGCAGUUCGUGUGCCUGCUCCCAGCAUUGAAGAUAUUUGCCAUGUGUUAUCUACUGUGUGCAAAAAGGAAGGCCUGAAUCUUCCUUCUCAGCUGGCUCAGAGAAUUGCAGAAAAGUCCUGCAGAAAUCUCAGAAAAGCUCUACUUAUGUCUGAAGCCUGCAGAGUGCAACAGUAUCCUUUUACUGCCGAUCAAGAAAUCCCUGAGACAGAUUGGGAGGUUUAUCUGAGGGAGACAGCAAAUGCUAUUGUCAGUCAGCAGACACCACAGAGACUCCUUGAAGUUCGUGGAAGGCUGUAUGAGCUUCUAACUCAUUGUAUUCCUCCUGAGAUAAUAAUGAAGGUAGGUUUAAGCUCAGACUGUGGAUUAAGAAGAGAGAACCAAGUGAAUACCUGGAGAAUAAGCAUUUCAGACAGCAAAAUUCAGUGUACGUGGGAGAUGAUAGGAAAAAAGGUACAGGAGUUCAAACUGUAUAUCCUUGGUCUCAGCUACCUAGUUAGCUAAAUUUAUUUAUUGCUAAAUACUAGGGAUUGCAGGGGUUUUUGUUUUAAUUAAAGUUACAUAGUAAUGCUUACAUGAAAUAAUUAAAAUGAUACCACUUUACGGAAAGAAAAAAGUGAAAGUCCAUUUAUCUGUUUAUAAAAGUUACCACUUUUAACAGACCUGAGUUUUUCACAGAUAAUCAAAUACAUAUGUAUGUGUGUGUGUGUAGUUUCACAAAAUUUCUGUGCUCUUGCACCAUGUUUUUAUUCAGUAGUAUGGAUGUUGUGCUAUAACUACAGAUUUAUCUUGUUCUUUUCAGUAUUUUAUCGUACUAAAAAGACUAUCUUAAGUUUUUGGUAAUCUGUCAUGUCAUGAGUAUCAUGUUUUUUAAUAUGGCCUCUAUUGGAACUUUAGAUUGCCUAUAGAUUAUUAUUAUAAAUAUUGUUGCAGUAAAUAUAUUUAUAUCUUUCUCUUGCACCCUUCUGCAGUAUAAUACAGAUGUCCCUCUAUUUAAAGCAAAGUUAUGUCCUGAUAAACCCAUUAAAGUUGAAGAUGUUUUAAGUUAAAAUCCCAGCUACUUGGGAGGUUGCAGCAAGAGGACCACUUGGCUGCCAGAGUUAGAGACCAGCCUGGAUAACAAAGACCUUGUCUUGAAAAAAAAAUCAUUCUAUAUACCUGACUUACUGGAACAUCAUAGGUUAACAACAUAGUACAGUGCCUAGAACAGUGAUCCUGAACCUUUUAAUGCUUUCAGUGAUAACAAACAGCUGGCUGUGUCACAUGUGCCAUAGUUUCACCACCACUGGUCUAGAAUAUUGCUUAUUUACCCUAGUGAUUGUGUGGCUGACAGAACUAGUUUGGCCCCGGCAUCUUAAGAGAGUACCAUGUAUCACUAGCCUUGGAAAAGAUCAAAAAUUCAAAGUAUGAUGAAUGUAUAUUGGCUUCAUACCAUCAUAAAGCUCAAAAAUUGUCAAGUCGGAGUAUUGAAAAUCAGGGACCAUUUGUGUUUGCGAUUUGGAGUAUGGUAGGUCUUCACUACAUUUUUACAUUUCAAAAGAAGUUUUUUGGUUUUGGAUGAGGACUACUAGUUAUUAUCAAAGAAAGUUCUCAUAUACUAUAUAUAUAAAAAGCAUAUUUAAGUUAUAUUGGGGGAAUGAGAGAAAUAAAGCUUGUUUGGCUAAUUUUUUAAAUGAUUACUUUUUAAGUUACUGAUUAUUU